Messenger RNA from Podospora pseudocomata, 3246 nucleotides. RefSeq names its product PAK-related GC kinase Sid1 (gene SID1). Lineage: Eukaryota; Fungi; Ascomycota; Sordariomycetes; Sordariales; Podosporaceae. Gene Ontology annotation, biological process: intracellular iron ion homeostasis. The transcript is spliced from 3 exons. The record is from RefSeq and is a predicted model, not a curated record. The coding region runs from base 1708 to 3246 and encodes 512 amino acids.
GCUGCCAAGAUGCAGGUGGGCAUGGGGUGGGGCUGAUUGAUCUUAUCAGAUUAUCAGAUAGGCUGCCGCGGCUCCACCGAGCCCCACACUUUUCAUCUCUGUACCUCCUCGGCAGCACACAGUGGAACCCGGCUCGGAGACAGGGCAAGGACAACCAGCUCAGUUGAGUCAAAUUUUGCGCAAUUCCAUUCCAUUGUCGACUGCCAGAUAGAUGGUCCCAACCUGGAAGGUCAUGUCAUCAGCCAUCAGGACCGUCUCGCCUUCCUUUACCCCGGAGCCCGUUGUUUCACACAUGGCCGGCCGCACUUUUGAGGUGGAAGGGAUUUGUCGAUCGAGCGGAUGAGAGCCUGAUGUUGGGCGAUCCAAUUGAUCCGGAAUUGAUCCAACACAUGCCCCCCGUUGCCAUGGUUGGCUGUCGGCUCGGAUACGUUGAAUGGCACCACCACCAUCACGGCUUCUGGAACCGGGGCUCUGCCGUCCGUUGUCAUACGAUCAGAUAAACAAUUUUUUUUCCCUCGUUCCGGGACUGGCAGCCAAGAAUGCGAAGCCGACUCCGCCUUCGGAGCCAGAGGGGGACUAGCCGCCGAAGGAGAUAACUGGGCACUGUUGGAGCCAGCAAAUAGGCUCAUGGCAUCCCGUCCGUCCCCGUCCGUCCCCAUACAAACUGCCAAUCUUCUCCACUGAUUUCAUCUUAUCUGAUCCGAAGAUAACGCUGAGGAACUGGCAAGAUUUGCAGAUUGCGUCAGUACACGAGCCCGUCCCCAUCCCCAGACACCCACACCGGCAGCAGGCCUUUCACAAAGGGACACCCACCACCGCCGUGAACACCAGCACACCACCACCCCACGACGAGAUCUGUUUGCCGUGUGCCCCGUCGGUUGCAACACGGUUCCACGGGGAGCCAGUGAGCACCAGGUGGAAAGAAACACAAGUUGAGCAUCAAGUUACCCCCAUCGCCUGAAAGCCGAUCCCCAGAAAACCGGCGAGGGGUCGUUUCCGUCAAUCGCAACCCGAAAUCGAUCAAAAAUUUCUCAUCCCCCCUCCCCCCCCCCACCAGCGAAGUAUUAGAUCAUGUCACCGCUUGCUCGAAGAAGAAGGGUCUCCGCAAUGGCGCAGGACGUUCCCUGCAUCACAUUGACCCAAGCUAGCUGCAAUGGCUGCCAACACUCUGUUUUGCACCCCUCAACGCAUCGACCAUGAGGCAAAAUGGGGCAUCGCGUGGUCUCAUUGCAAGGUCUAGGCGGUUACGCUAGGUUCCUGUUUCUUCGUCCCUUCCCCAUGAGCAGUGCUCCGCCGUCAGGACGACUGCGUAUCAAAACGGGAGCCGUGGCCGCCCUCAUGCCAGCCGCGACUUUCUCCUCGUUUUCUCCUUAUUCCUCCCAGUACCAAAACCAUCUUUCUCUUGGAGCCCUUCCCUCCUCCCUUUUCUGGUGUUCAUCCCGUCCCGGCGGCACUUACGUCAAUCUUGUUGUGGACGAUCUCCAGGCCCAACACACCAGCACCGGCAUCCACCAAGGAGGCCACUGCAUCGGCACGACACGAGGACACGACACACACACACCUUGUUGCGCCACAGCUUACCGGCCAGACCCACAUCCUUACUCCUUCCCCGAUACUAUUUGCUUGCCCUUGUGCGCCCCGAGACUACCCAUCUCCUAGAGACCAGCUUAUAGCGGCACCGAAACCCGACAGUAGCAUUAGGUUAUCAUGUCACCACACAGCAUCAGCACAAUGGAUGAGACCGAGGCCGUCCCCCAGCUUGUCAACGGCGCCAGCCAGUUCCCCAAGAGCCAAUAUGUUACUCCCACAGAGGUUGAUGCCGUGCACGACCUGGUGUGCAUUGGCUUCGGCCCCGCCAGCGUCGCCAUUGCCAUUGCUAUGCACGACGCCAUGGAGGCCGGCAAGCUCAAGCAGUGCCCCAAAGUCCUCUUUCUGGAGAAGCAGCCCCAGUUCGCUUGGCACGCCGGCAUGCUCCUGCCCGGCGCAAAGAUGCAGAUUUCCUUCGUCAAGGACCUCGCCUCUCUCAGAGACCCCCGCUCUCAUUUCACCUUCCUCAACUACCUCCACAAGAACGAGAGACUGGUUGACUUCAUCAACCUGGACACCUUCACUCCCGCCCGCGCCGAGUUUGAGGACUAUCUUCGGUGGUGCGCCAACCACUUUGAGGACGUUGUCUGCUAUCAGAACGAGGUGGUCUCGGUCGCUCCUGUCCAGGAGGACGGCCCCGCCAAGAUCUUUGAGGUGACAUCACGCAACAUCAAGACCGGUGUGACCAGCACCUACCGCACACGCAACGUUAUUGUGGCUGCUGGUGGCCAGGCCUCCCUCCCCGACAUCUUCCCCGCUCACCACCCCCGUGUUAUUCACUCGUCUCAGUAUGCCCAACGGGCGCCUCAAAUUCUUGGCGACAGGUCGGCCCCCGUUCGCGUUGCCGUGGUUGGUGCCGGCCAGAGCGCCGCCGAGAUCUUCAGCAACGUCCAGAGUCUCUACCCCAACAGCAAGACCUACAUGGUCAUGAGAUCCGAGUUUCUCCGGCCAAGUGACGAUUCCCCCUUCAUCAACUCCAUCUUCAACCCCGAGUACAUUGACCAGAUCUUCCCCAAGUCCGCCGCCUACAAGGCCAAGUUUCUCCAUGAAGCCCGCGCUACCAACUACAGCGUCGUCCGCCUCGAGCUGAUUGAGCACCUCUUUGAGACCAUGUACCACCAGAAGCGGACGUUGGGCGCAGAUGAGAAGAAGUGGCCCCACAGGAUUCUGGCUGGCAGAGAGCUUAUCAAGGUGGAGGACAAGGGCGAUGGACUGCGCAUCAAGGUGGCCAGACUCUCCACCACUGGUGUGUCAGAUGGCCCCCUCCUCAACGAGGAGGACCUGGAUGUGGAUCUCGUCAUCUGCGCCACUGGCUACAAGAGAACGGCCCAUGUGGACAUCCUCAAGGGCGCCUAUGGCCUCCUUCCCGAGUUCGACGUUGCCGGUGAGCAGGAGCAGGAGCAGGAGCAGAUUGGCGUGCCCAGAAAGGACCGGUGGGUGGUGGAGAGCGCCAACAAGGCCCAAGAGUCAUCAAAGCGCGUGAUUGAGGUUGGCCGUGAUUACGGUGUUCGUUUUGCUAGCGGUGCCGUGGCUCAAGGCUCCGGAGUUUGGUUGCAAGGUUGCUGUGAAGGCACCCAUGGCUUGAGUGAUACCCUACUUUCCGUUCUGUCGACACGGUCCGGCGAGAUUGUUGAGUCUAUUUUCGGAGUUUCCAGGUGA